AUGCAGACCUCCAUUGUUAUCCUGUUGUUUGCCAGCGUGUUGGCAAUCGGUACUGCUGCUCCCCGCCCCGGUGCAGAAGAAAAGGACGCCCAGGUGCUGAAGUACGACAACGAUCACAACGGAAUCGAUGGAUAUAACUUCCAGUUUGACACGAGCAACGGUAUCCAGCGACAGGAGCAGGCUCAGCUGAAGCAGUUUGACGAUGAAAACUCAGCGCUGGUGGUGCGUGGAUCGUACUCGUUUACGGCCGAUGAUGGGCAGGUGUACACGGUCAACUAUAUUGCCGAUGAGAACGGAUUCCAGCCCGAGGCUCCUCAUCUACCGAAGUAA
This is a messenger RNA of Anopheles maculipalpis, 330 nucleotides long. Its product is annotated as endocuticle structural glycoprotein ABD-5-like. The coding region runs from base 1 to 330 and encodes 109 amino acids. Lineage: Eukaryota; Metazoa; Arthropoda; Insecta; Diptera; Culicidae. The record is from RefSeq and is a predicted model, not a curated record. The transcript has a single exon. Gene Ontology annotation, molecular function: structural constituent of chitin-based larval cuticle. Gene Ontology annotation, cellular component: chitin-based extracellular matrix.